This is a messenger RNA of Ostrinia nubilalis (European corn borer), 1650 nucleotides long. RefSeq names its product thioredoxin domain-containing protein 9. The transcript has 6 exons. Lineage: Eukaryota; Metazoa; Arthropoda; Insecta; Lepidoptera; Crambidae. Bases 128 to 766 code for a protein of 212 amino acids. Gene Ontology annotation, biological process: microtubule cytoskeleton organization. Gene Ontology annotation, cellular component: cytoplasm. The record is from RefSeq and is a predicted model, not a curated record.
AUGGCGUUUCCACCCCGUGGUCUUUUUUGCGAAACAAAUAGCGGUGCUUUUGUUUCGUGAAUUAAAAUUAAUUUAUUUAAUUAUUGGACAAUAUUUUGAACAUAAAAAGAACUGAAAAGAAUUCAAUAUGGAUCAGAUGCUACACCAUGUGGCCCAGACGGUGGAGAAACAGCUGGACAGCGAAAUUGAAAGGCUAGAUGCCCUGGACAGCAGCGACAUCGAAGCCAUCAGGCAGCAGCGCAUCGCCGAGAUGAAGCAGCGCGCCAAACUGAAGCAGGAGUGGCUCGCCAACGGUCACGGAGAAUACACAGAAAUAGACGGUGAGAAGGAGUUCUUCACGAUCUGCAACAAAAGCAACAAUGUCGUCUGUCACUUCUACAAGAACGACUCGCCGCGAUGUCGGAUCGUAGACAUGCAUCUCAAGACGCUGGCCAAGAAACACGUUGAGACGAGAUUCGUGAAGCUGGACGCUGAGCGGGCACCGUUUUUGGCUGGCCGCCUGAAGAUCCGCGUCAUUCCCACCAUUGGGCUGGUGAAAGACAACAAGACGAAGGACUUCAUCGUGGGCUUCACCGAGCUCGGGAAUAGAGACGACUUCUCCACAGAAAUGCUAGAGUGGAGGCUCGCCAGGUCGGAGGUGAUCGAGUACUCUGGAGAUGUCCUCACGCCGCCAGACCAGCAGAAGAAGAAGCUACACAUACAGAGCAAGAAGACGAUACGUGGAGGACGGGAUGACUCAGACUCAGAUUUAGAGCUGAGCGAUUGAAGACUGUGAGCUUUGGGCUAUGAAUACGUGUUUUAAUGCUGUUAAAUUGCAAUAGAAUCAAUUGGGUAGUUGGCACCAACAAUUUUAGGGCAGAUUCUUUAAAAUAGUACAUUUUAGUUACAUAAUAAUUUUAGUUUCCAAUAAAGUAGAUAUCUAUUUGUUUUCAAUACUUCGUUCUAAUCUUAUAAACUCAUUACGUUAAUGAAAUGUAAAUUAACAUUAUGGUUUUUGGUUGCUUUGUAAUUUAAUAAAGUUACUCCUGACGUCAUAACUGGACUAAACUCUUUUAAAAAAAUCACAUUGGUGGUGGUGUCAACUACCUUAAGGUUUUCCGACAGAUUAUUUGUAUUUAUGUACUUGAGCCACGCAGUGAUCUUUAAUUUUGUUGUAAGGAGCGUUCUAUUUGGGUUUGCGAGCAUUCGUAGCGCGACCGAACACUUUAGUAAUGAACAUCCUAAAAUGUAAAAUGUAUAUUCCAUUUUAAUACGCCUAUUCUUCUUUCCCGCUUUUAUAUUAUUUUAAAAAACUUGUUUAGUCUUGUUUACUUAUAGUUUUGUACCUUAUUUCCUUGUGUUAAGGAUCAAAAACAAUUAUGUUAUUGGAUUUCAAGACAAAAACAUUGUUUUGGGCAUCAACACAAGGAAAUAAGGUAUAAAAUGUGCUAGGAACUGUGUUUCUACUGCCAUGUAAAAGGUUAAUGUGUGAAAGGUGCCUUAUUUCGUUUGCUAGUUGGUUGAAUUUUGAAUGAAAGUAUGUGUGUUGCCAGUUACCAAAAUGGUAAAACUUGAUAAAGUGUUGAUGAAUGUUUAAUAUUUUAACACAAAUUAUUUGUAUAUCGCCUCAAAGAAAAUAAUUUGAGAAAUAUAAUGUUUUUAACUACAUAA